UUAACCAAUCACCGACUGUGAAUGAGCGAGAUCGAGUGUUGUUUUCUUUUUCUUUCCUUCACGACAAACAUUUUUGGAGUUUUGGUUGUACCAGUACUUGUGCUUGCAAUUUUAACGAAAAAAUUAUUUAUAAAUUCAAGGAAACAAUAAUUUGUAUAGCUUACAAUCAGAUACGAAGCCUAAUACAUUAGCAAAUUAAAGGACAUAAACUUUUCACUUAAAAUAAAGUUAUAUUUUUAUUAUAACAAGUUUUCUAAAGUGUCGAUUUCGUUUAGUGGUUCGUGCUAAUAAAUUACGUUUGUUUCUUUGCCCUUUUAAUGUAAUGAAUAUUAUUGAUAUUAGUUUAUGAGUUAUAGUGUUCACUGUAGUAACGAUGGAAGUUUCUAACGAAAUAAAAGAAGACAUUCGUAAGACGCAGUCUGACUUGAAAAAUGCUAUACGAAUUCAUCAGGUUUGGGUAGCGCGCCUACAAGAUGAUGAGAAUAACAUACAUCUCAAGACAAAGGUUAAAGAAGCGGAAAGAGAUAUUAUAGCCAUUGGACAAACUCAGAAACUUGUUGUUGAUAAGCUGAGAAAAGAGUUGGAGCUUUAUCAACAGCGCCUGAAGGCAAGAAACAAACAGGUCAACAUUGAAAAUGAUAACCGAUAUGUCGCUCAGCAAAUACGGGACCAUCAAAUCCAAUUCCGCAACCGAAAUAGAAGCUCACUGCUCAAACCCUCAGUUUUAAAUGAAAUACAUGUUAAAAUCGAGAACAAUGAGAAUUUUAGGGAGAAUAUGUCAGACUCUGAAAAUGAACUCAAGUCUUCUAAUGAAAAGGAAAACUCAAACCACAGUGAGUCAGACGAAAAAGAAAAAUUCAAAGGCUACCUACCUUCAGUAUAUGAGAGCAGAACUAAUUUUGUUAACGCUUUGAAUAAAUCCAAAGAGCAAAUAACAGGGAAAAAAACUAUAUGUCUUCCACCAUGGAUAGUUCCCAAAGCAGAAAGAGAAGAGUUCCUAAAGGCUCCUCUCUCUCCAUCACCUCCGCCCCCACCAAUUCCAGAUCAAGGAGAACCAGUUUCUCAAGAACGAUUCCUGAGGUGUGUUGGUUUGAUAACACCGGUCCAAAAGGAAAUUUUAGAGAAGCGAAGAACAGAGCGCAGCUUGCGGUCUGCUGCUAAAAGACAAGCGUUAUUCGGUCCCAAUUAUGAAGCAGGUUUGCCAAAACGCAACAAGAAAGUGACCCAUUACCCGUAUCUACAAUCACACAAUGAUCCACCGCAAACUCGUUCAGCCAAACUGCGCAAACAACAGACACAAUACAAAACGAUAUGUGAAGGAAUGCAGUUAGGAUUAUCAUCUGAAAACAAAGUCAGCCUACUACUACACAACAAGCCGGCCUGGGUGGCAGCACUGCCGCCUAGUUUGACUGUCGAACCUGUAUUUUCACCCAUCAAAAAAGUUUGCCAAGGCUGCGGUAGAAAUGAUGUUCCGUCCCUGCUAGUGUGUUGCGACACGUGCGCCACGUGGCAACACACCGGCUGCAGCGCGGGCGGGCUCUGCGUGAGCUGCCGCGCGCCGCUGCCCGACCCGGCCGUCUGCAGCGCGCCCGACCCCGACCCCGACUCGCAGCUCUACCGAGCGCGCCGCUGCCCGACCCGGCCGUCUGCAGCGCGCCCGACCCCGACCCCGACUCGCAGCUCUACCGAGGUAGGACGCGACGCGACCGGCUCACGUGUGACCUGUGUGACACGUGACACGUGGCGACACACCGGCUGCCGCGCGCCGCUGCCCGACCCGGCCGUCUGCAGCGCGCCCGACCCCGACCCCGACUCGCAGCUCUACCGAGGUAGGACGCGACGCGACCGGCUCAGCUCUACCGAGGUAGGACGCGACGCGACCGGCUCACGUGUGACCUGUGUGACACGUGACACGUGGCGACACACCGGCUGCCGCGCGCCGCUGCCCGACCCGGCCGUCUGCAGCGCGCCCGACCCCGACCCCGCCUCGCAGCUCUACCGAGGUAGGACGCGACGCGACCGGCUCAGGUGUGACCUGUGUGACACGUGA
Molecule: messenger RNA, 2050 nt
Organism: Ostrinia nubilalis (European corn borer)
Lineage: Eukaryota; Metazoa; Arthropoda; Insecta; Lepidoptera; Crambidae
Product: mediator of DNA damage checkpoint protein 1-like
Exons: 12
Coding region: 374-2050 (558 amino acids)
Source: RefSeq, a predicted model, not a curated record